CCUCAGCGUGUGGGCGGGGCUACCGAUUGAAAUUACCAAAACAAACAUGGCGUGGAGAGGCUGCAUCGUGAAAUGGACCCGGACAAAUCUAAUUUCCCCGAAAAACAUGGCUUUGCGAGCUUCCAGGCUCGACCUCUACUGCCAAGUGAGGCGUGGAUUUCGUCGUGACGCUAAGGCUAAAAGGCCAGAAUCAAAGAAAGGCAACGUCAGCCAAGAAACACGCACCAACGCUAGACCCCCAGGAAGCUCCCAGACAGGACCGCCACCUCGCCCUCAUGUCCCUCAGCCGAAGCUACUCAAGCCCCUGAUCUUCACAGUGGGGUUUACAGGGUGCUCUUUCGGUGCCGCGGCCAUCCUGCAGUACGAGAACAUAAAGUCAAGAGUCAGAACUUUAAGGGACCAAGCGGAGUCUGAAAAACUCCUGCAGAGCUCUGGAGACAUGGCGUACUGGCACGACUGGUGGAACCGGCUGACGGGUUUCCAACGCCAGCUCAUCCUCCUCAUGUCCCUAGCGGACAACUUCUGGGGCGGCCUCACUGAAGGCCAAAGGACCGUCACUGGUAUUAUCCUGGCAAAUGCCGUGGUGCUGUGCUGCUGGAAGAUCCCCUCGCUGCAAAGGGGCUUGUUCAAGUAUUUCACAUCCAACCCAGCCUCCACGAGUCAGUACCUUCCCCUGGUCCUGUCCUCCUUCAGUCACUACUCCAUCAUCCACAUGGUGGCCAACAUGUAUGUCCUGUGGACAUUUUCCUCAGAGGUGGUCUCGUUCUUGGGGAGGGAGCAAUUCCUCGCCGUCUACAUGUCUGCCGGUGUUAUUUCCACAAUGGUCAGCUACAUAAUUAAAAGGACCUCUGGACGCAUCUUUCCUUCAUUAGGAGCAUCAGGUGCAGUCAUGGCGGUGGUGGCUGGGGUCUGUGUCAAAGUCCCAGAAGCCAAACUGGGCGUCAUUUUCCUGCCGAUGUUCACCUUCACGGCAGCGACUGCUCUGAAAGCUCUUGUUGCCGUGGAUAUGGCGGGCUUGCUGUUGGGAUGGAAGAUGAUUGACCACGCGUCUCACAUUGGCGGAGCUCUCUUUGGCAUCUGGUACAUGGCAUUCGGUCACAAAUUGAUCUGGGACAAGAGGGAGUGUGUGGUGAAGAUGUGGCGCAGCAUUUGCGCUCCUGGCGGCGGCGGAUCGAGUUCUGGAGGCGGGCCCGGGGUGGACGACGACGGAGGGCCACACAGGCCCAACUGACACUCGUCAAAAAAAGCUGUCAGCCAUCGUCCGCUCAGGAAAUGCAAGCACACUUCAAUCCACAGAUAUGGCGCUAAAUGGUGUUUCUAAACGUUACUUUGCAUCCAGUGCACUGUUAUUUUACAUCCAUGUGGUCAAAGUCGAAAUGUUACCAUCUGCUUUGCACAUCAUUAUUCGUGUGUAGUAUUUGUUUUGGUGACAAAUAGUGCUCAUUUUUAUCCUUAUUCCAUCCAUCUGUUUUCUGUAAGCGCUUGUCCUCACAAGGGCGCGCUGGAACGUCUAUCUCAGCUGACUUUGGGUGAGCAGCCAAUUGCAGGGCACAAAAAAGACAACCAACCAUUCUCACCUAGACACAAUUAAAAAGUCUUCAGUGAGCCCAAUCUAUUUGGAAUGUAGAAAGAAGCAUGGUGGGAGAGAUCCAAGAUUUGAACCCAGAACGUCUCGUGACUGUGAGGCAGACGUGGUAAAUGCUACUAUGCUACGCUGGCCCUCAAGUUAGUUCAUAUAAAAAAAAAAGCAGUGGGAUUAAAUAUGACGCAAUUCUAAUACAGUCCUAAUUCAUUGACUCGCAUGAAACAUGACCUGUACAAUGUUUUUCAUUCUUGUCACAAGUGUGAAAUGUUCACCAUUGUAUAAUAAAAGGAAAACUACUGGU
Messenger RNA from Phyllopteryx taeniolatus (common seadragon), 1886 nucleotides. RefSeq names its product presenilin-associated rhomboid-like protein A, mitochondrial. Gene Ontology annotation, cellular component: membrane. Lineage: Eukaryota; Metazoa; Chordata; Actinopteri; Syngnathiformes; Syngnathidae. Gene Ontology annotation, molecular function: serine-type endopeptidase activity. The record is from RefSeq and is a predicted model, not a curated record. The coding region runs from base 47 to 1231 and encodes 394 amino acids. The transcript has 10 exons.